Penicillium riverlandense is the source of this 228-nucleotide messenger RNA. RefSeq lists its product as uncharacterized. The record is from RefSeq and is a predicted model, not a curated record. The transcript is spliced from 2 exons. NCBI's taxonomy places the organism in Eukaryota, Fungi, Ascomycota, Eurotiomycetes, Eurotiales, Aspergillaceae. Bases 1 to 228 code for a protein of 75 amino acids.
AUGGGCCUGAUCGAUAAACUCCAAGCCAGACUCGAGCUCUACCGCCUCGAGCAGCGCUACACCCGCCGCAAGAACCGCAACACCUUCACCACGGGCGCGCAGUACGUCGAUGGCGAAUACAUCUACUCCUCCAACGGUUCCAGCCUGCCCACAAGUCCCGUCUCCAAGCACUCGACCGGCAGCUGGCGCCCGUCGGGAUCGGGAUCGGGAUCUAGAUCGCCGCGGUGA